Molecule: messenger RNA, 228 nt
Organism: Adineta steineri
Lineage: Eukaryota; Metazoa; Rotifera; Eurotatoria; Adinetida; Adinetidae
Source: the annotation of a GenBank genome assembly
AUGCCUUCUUCAUCAAAUUCAUUUUCACCGUUCUCAGUCAACCUUAUACGUAAUUGUAUACCAUCAUUGCAUUUAUUUUCUACUUCUUCACGACAACCUACAACUGUAACACCUACUAAAUGGCCUGCAGACCUUAUAGAAGCAGUAUGUAUUGAAGCUUUUGGUCUCACCGCCCAGACUGAACGCGUAGGAAAAUGGACAAAUAUAAAUGGUAUUGAAUCAAAGUAA